AAACGUAUGUAAUAUGUCCGCUUUUUACAUUUUUCAGAUAAACAACUGUGGCCAAAAAGUUUGAUUUCAUAAUAUAAUACGUAUUAAGGCAACUAGAGUGGGAGAAUCAUUUUGGGCAUUAAAGCUUAGACAGAAUUACACUGCAAUACGACGAUCAUUCUACAUUGUGCUUUUGAAACUGUUGGAGUAGUUGUAAUUGGGAAUAGUAAUUUAACGAUAUUAUCUCUAAAUGGAAUUCCAACUGCCAAAGGAUGUAUUCCAAUCGUGGGCCACUUGUUACCCGUAGUAAUAAGAAGAAUGAAUCUUGCCGGACUUAUUCGUCAAAUAUACGAAGAUUACAAAGAUUACAGUAUGGUUGGAGUGUACAAAGGGAUAGUGCCAGCACUAGUUGUUCGGGACCCUGAGUUAGUGAAAGCCGUACUGCAAAAUAAUUUCUCCAGCUUCCACGAAAAUGGAUUUCAUGUCGAUCCAAACGCGGAUCCUCUUUUAUAUACAAAUCCGUUCUUCUGUUCCGGAGAUAUAUGGUUAACUGGAAGAAAACGUAUAACCUAUGCGUUUUCUAACGUGAGAUUGAAGAUCCUGUUUACAGCUGUUAACGGAGUGUGUAAGAAAUUCGAAAAUUUCUUGAACAGACGACUAGAAAAAAACAACAAGUACGAAAUCGAAUUAAAAGCAUUAUUUUUAAAAUUCACUGGUGAAAUUGUGGCGAACGCUGGCCUAGGUAUCGAGGGUUACUGUUUCGAAGAUGAACCACGUCCUAAUGCAUUCGAUAAACUUUCUGGAGAAGCAUUCGCCGAAUCCUUAUUAUCUAUAAUCAGAUUCCACUUUCCUACUGUCAAUCGUUUUUUGAAGAUCAAAUUCCUGCCUAAACACGUGGAUCAAUUUUUCAGAAAGGUCGUCGCAGAAAAUUUGCAAGUUAGAAGAAGCGAAUCGAUACCUAGGAAAGAUUUCCUUCAAUUAAUGAUCGACAUGGAGAAAGCAGGAGAGCACAUCGCCGAAGAGAUUGUAGUAGCCCACGCAGUUUCCUUCUACCUUGAUGGUAUCGAAACAUCCAGUGUCACCAUGAAUUACGUUGGAUAUGACUUGGCUGCUCGUCCAGAGAUUCAAGAA
Molecule: messenger RNA, 1110 nt
Organism: Bombus impatiens (common eastern bumble bee)
Lineage: Eukaryota; Metazoa; Arthropoda; Insecta; Hymenoptera; Apidae
Product: probable cytochrome P450 28d2
Exons: 2
Molecular function (GO): heme binding; monooxygenase activity; oxidoreductase activity, acting on paired donors, with incorporation or reduction of molecular oxygen
Source: RefSeq, a predicted model, not a curated record